Daldinia loculata is the source of this 1455-nucleotide messenger RNA. RefSeq lists its product as uncharacterized. Lineage: Eukaryota; Fungi; Ascomycota; Sordariomycetes; Xylariales; Hypoxylaceae. The transcript has 3 exons. The record is from RefSeq and is a predicted model, not a curated record. The coding region runs from base 551 to 829 and encodes 92 amino acids.
UAUUUACAUAUGUACUAUGUAUGGCAGUUAUGUAGGCUAGAAUACUACUAGAAACUGGAGACUGGACCGCAUAAGCAGUUUCCAGUACCGGCUAACUCCUGUCUCACAAGGAUCAUGGUACACCGACGAUAAUCAACAAGCCCAUCCAAAUGUCAUCAGCGAUAUGUAUAUGUAGGUGUGGGCGAUGGUCUUGGCACUUUUAGAAAGGGUAGCGUGGUCUAUAUGAAUCCAGGCACACCUGGCCAAGGGUUCCUGGCGUUGUACGGUCUUUCGGGUUGUUAGUCGAAAAGCACGAUCGACGAUACAGCAGGCUUAAAUACACACAUAUGUCCACCCACCUUGAACCUCGCUCAUUAUUAUCUAUACGUCUCAAACUAUGAACGCAACCAGUUUUAUAGUCGGUCCAUUGAAAUACAGUCGAAAUUCGCCAUCUUUUUAAUUAUCUAACCUAGGCUCUAGAAUCACCAGAGCUUAUAUAGCACGGCAGUGACUCACUGAACGUCAUCCUUUUCGAACAUAGCAUCGAAACGGUCGUCCAAAUUUUUCGACAAUGUGUGAUUAUACCCAGGUAGAAUAUUGUUGCCAGCAUUUUCGCUUUGUGGUACAGAGAUGGUGUUCAGUAUAUGAGAGAACAAACAAGGUCUGCGCACCGAACGUGACGCAUUUGGAAAUAAGACAUGAUGAAUUAUGCUGUAAGCUCCCCUCAUCCUCUCACUUGCAGAUUUUUGCAAGGAUCCUCCCGCAGAUAUCGACAUUUAGAAGACACCCCCACCUUGUGCUCUGGGACAUAACGAAACAACGCAACUCGCAUAUCAAUCUUCCGGCUUGAGAACCCUUACCCCCCAUGGAGGAGAAAGUGGGAGAGAGAGAAACAUUUUGCUUUUUUUUAUUACUAAAUUUUAGGACUUACUAACAGUCUCUAGCUGAUUGCCGGCCGCGAUCACCGCCACCAUGGGAGUAUAUGAUCAGGAGAAGCAAGAGCUCUACACCAUACAUCUAAACCAAAUUCGACAACCGAGUUACACGGCAUAUUAAGGAAAUAACAGGAGUUGAAAUGCUUUGGAUUGUUUCAAGGAUAUAGAUCAUCAGCACAGUGCCGGUUCACUUUGUAUCCGGUCAUGCUACACGUUUUUCAAUUAUGGGCAUUUUUGAGGAGUGGGGAGCACAUCAGUGUGGCCAAAAUAGGAUCUGGCACGCUUGGAGUCUGGUGUUUUAGGUAAGAUUUAUGGUUAUGCGGCGUUAUAUGCGACUGGGCUCCGGAAACCCGAGGGUAGCGUCUUCAAGCGUGGUGUAAGAUGACUUGGAUAGGAAGGACAUAGUAUUUCGUUAUACCAUUGAUUGUUGGUACUCAAGGAAUGUCGUAAGGCGGUAAAGCGCAUGGCCAACCUGGGAGAAAGGCUGCAUGUUUCCCGUAGACGGAUACAAGUGAUCACAAUACACAAAGUCCGAAUCUUA